CAGCAGAACGAGGCAGAACCCUGAAUCGCACCCCCUCCAGUUCCCCCAUUUAAAGCUCCCGCACUCUCUGUCCUGUUGACCAGAAAACAACAGUCUUUAGUUCUUCUCCUGGGUUCAGAUAGCUUUUACAAGAUCAAGCAUUGAAGGAAGAAGGAUUUGGGGCUGUGCUAACAUGGCAUCUCUGAAAACUGUGCUUUGUCUGGGAGUCUGUCUGUCUGCUUGGAUCAUCACUACUGCAGAUGAGGCUGCUACGUUCAAAGCAGAGAACUUACGCUGGUUUUCUCUGGACUUUAAAACCAUCCUCAAGUGGACUACCAAACCAUCUGGCCACAAAUACACAGUAACCUACUCUAGUAAUGGCGGUGACUGGCUAGAUUGUCCUGACUGCACCAAGAUGUCAGACUCAGAAUGUGAGCUGACCAACUACCUCAAACCCUAUGACAGUACCUACACUGUUAAAGUCCAAACAAAUCCUUUGAUUGAGCAGGAGGACGAUGACCCGGAUGAAUUCCCUCACGCUAAUUCCCUGCCCUUCAACCCUUAUAGAGAGAGUAACAUCAGUGCUGUGGUUUUCACUGUGGAGACUGUAAAUCAGCGCAGCGUAAAUGUCAGCAUCACCGAUCCUCUGACCAGCAUCCAUCGGCGUGGGGAGCAGCUCAGCAUCAGAGAUGUUUUCAAAAAUGACCUCAAGUAUAAGAUCAGCUACUACAAGUCUGGUAGUACGGGCAAGAGAGAAAACAUAUCAGACUCCAGCACAAUACAGUUGUCGGGGCUGGAUGCAGGCCAGAGUUAUUGCUUCAUGGUGGCAGCUUUCAUCCCCUCCAGACCCAAAGCCACCCAGCAGGGGGCCUGGAGCAUACGGCAGUGUACACCUGGAGACGGAAACAUCCUUCAAGAGUUGAGUCUUGGAACAUGGGUCGGCAUAGCCUUCAUCCUGCUCACAGUCCUCAUCACCAUCGUCACGGUGACGGUCCUCUGCUGCAGAUGCUGCCGACAGAGAAACACAUAUCAAUCAUCGGCACCUGUUUAGUGUGUGUCUGUGUGUGUGUGUGUCUGUGUGGUGGGUGUGUGUAUCUGUGUGUGUCUGUCCGUGUGUGUGUGUGUGUGUGUGUGUGUGGGUGUCUUCCAAACACAGGGAGCUGGUCUCCCUUUUCUAUCUCAGCUCUAUUUCUAGGAAAACUUUUGUUAAUAUUGCUAUGAUCUCUUUUUUUUUUACAGUGUUGUAGUUAGCAUAUUUGUAUUUCAUAUUUUAAUUUACAUUAA
This is a messenger RNA of Perca flavescens (yellow perch), 1263 nucleotides long. RefSeq names its product tissue factor. The transcript has 7 exons. Lineage: Eukaryota; Metazoa; Chordata; Actinopteri; Perciformes; Percidae. The record is from RefSeq and is a predicted model, not a curated record. Gene Ontology annotation, biological process: blood coagulation; cytokine-mediated signaling pathway. Gene Ontology annotation, molecular function: protein binding; cytokine receptor activity. Gene Ontology annotation, cellular component: plasma membrane. Bases 173 to 1030 code for a protein of 285 amino acids.